ACUAAACUCAGGGAGCAGGAUUCACCCAGGACACGCAGCGGUGCUUCUGCGCAUGCGGGGGUCAGGGUUGACAGUGUCCACACAGUCGUGGAAGGAGUGCGGCGGCGGCGGCGGCGGCGGCUAAGCUAACAGCAACUACCGCAACUAGCUACAUGUGGAGGGUAAAACGGGAGGCAUCCCCCGACCCUAACUCUUGUCAGAAAUUUCCUCCUUUCUACCCGAAACAACUCCAAAGUUCAGCCGCAUCGAAAAUAAGGGAUAAUAUCUGUUUACAAUGAAAGGUAGCCGGAUCGAGCUGGGGGAUGUUACGCCCCACAACAUUAAGCAACUGAAACGUCUGAACCAGGUCAUCUUCCCUGUCAGCUACAACGACAAGUUUUACAAAGAUGUACUGGAAGUUGGAGAGCUUGCAAAGCUAGCGUACUUCAAUGACAUUGCAGUGGGUGCUGUGUGCUGCAGAGUGGACCACUCUCAGAACCAGAAGAGACUGUACAUCAUGACGCUCGGCUGUCUAGCACCCUACCGUAGACUUGGAAUUGGUACAAAGAUGCUGAAUCAUGUGCUAAACAUCUGUGAGAAGGAUGGCACUUUUGACAACAUUUACCUUCACGUGCAGAUCAGCAAUGAGUCAGCCAUUCACUUUUACCAGAAGUUUGGCUUUGAGAUCAUCGAAACAAAAAAGAAUUACUACAAAAGGAUAGAGCCCGCAGAUGCCCAUGUGUUGCAGAAGAGUCUGCGCAGCCCAUGUGCACAGCCCACCGGAGAGCUUCAGAAGGCAGAGUAAGGGGGCACAGCGUUUGGAAAGAGCACAGAUGUGCCCGCCUCCACAGAAACAGAACUGUGACAAGUGCCCCAGGGUCGACACAUUCAACACUUUCUUCAAAGGACGCUAAAAAGAGAAAACAAAUUUAAAGUACAAAAAAAUGCUGCAUUUAUUUUGCAAAGGGGUCCCCUUUGAUUUUUUUUUUUUUGCAUAUUUUAUUUCUCCCCUUUCCUCAUUCGGAUGAUUGAAAAUGACAAAAACGCUCAGUAUCCAAAAAGUGCUCCUAUCGACAAAGUUGCCAACUUCAGACAGUUUUAGACUCGGUGAAGGGGGGGAGGGUGUGGUGUUUGCUAAUUAUACUGUUUGUGUUUGAGUUGUUUUUUAUGCGGUUGUAAAGCUAGUGGGGGGGCAUAUCUAUACUGUUGUGCAAAAAGAAAACAGUUGGUUUGAAGCUGCAAAAAAAAAAAAAAAAGUGUUUGAAAUACCACCACUGACAAACACAAGUCCCACAGCUGGUCAGCUUGGAGUGAUGCUUUGAAGUUGUUACGUGGGAACUGUCACGACUCUAUUCCCUUUUGCCACCUGAACCCUGGGAUUUAUGGGAUGUGUGUCGGACCAGUUUGUUGAUAUGUCGUGUCCAGAGGGCAAAAGCAGAAAUGUAUCUGAACGGUUUUGAGGUGGUGGGAAGACGUGGUCGCCACUCCAUCGGUCACAUUUUCCAGCCUGUUAAUUUAAUUCCCCUUCAUUGUUUUUUUACAUCGAGAUGGCAAACGGUUCAGAGGUUCUCCUGGGUUUACUACAAAGAGUGAAAACAGUAAGGAGCGCGAGCAGAUCAUUGUAUUGAACGUGUUUCUGAGAAGGACACUCCUUGCGUCUUGUGAGGGAAGCUAGAAUAACAACAGAUUGGCUGUUUGGGAUUAGAUUUGGGCAUUAUCAUCAGUAGUAAAAAAAAAAAAAAAAUUAAGGUGUGUGAGGAUGUGUGUCUCUAAAUACAUGGAAGUGUUUGGAGAUAUCUUUACCUUUUAACACCUUUUUCGGCACCUUAUGUAGCCACCUUCGCAGAAACGGUCUUCUCAAACUUAACUGCCUCAAUCAGCUUCAUUUAACACACACACACACCUUCAUUAGGUUUUUUUUGAAGCUCUGCAGACAGUUUGGGAAAAAUUUUUUGGUAUGGUCUUUUUUGAACAGUGUUUUACCCCGAGGAAGCUCUGACCCCUCUGCAUGCAAGGAGAGUUGUGUCCUCUCCACUGUAGUAUAAGCAUGUUUUUCCUUUCUUUUGAAGAAUUUUAUCUUUUCUGGAGCUCUAUAUUGUAAGACUUUUUAACGUCUAAAUAAAGGAAUUACUAUUUGCAGUAAA
Messenger RNA from Larimichthys crocea (large yellow croaker), 2123 nucleotides. It is a transcript of the gene naa50, whose product is annotated as N-alpha-acetyltransferase 50, NatE catalytic subunit. The record is from RefSeq and is a predicted model, not a curated record. Gene Ontology annotation, cellular component: NatA complex. Gene Ontology annotation, molecular function: acyltransferase activity, transferring groups other than amino-acyl groups. NCBI's taxonomy places the organism in Eukaryota, Metazoa, Chordata, Actinopteri, Sciaenidae. The coding region runs from base 275 to 784 and encodes 169 amino acids. Gene Ontology annotation, biological process: mitotic sister chromatid cohesion. The transcript is spliced from 5 exons.